Molecule: messenger RNA, 1143 nt
Organism: Suillus fuscotomentosus
Lineage: Eukaryota; Fungi; Basidiomycota; Agaricomycetes; Boletales; Suillaceae
Exons: 3
Coding region: 141-803 (220 amino acids)
Cellular component (GO): nucleus
Source: RefSeq, a predicted model, not a curated record
CGGGGCCUUCCACCAUCCCUGCAGAGAUAACACAAUCCAUUCGCACUGCAUGUGCAAGCUCUUCCAGGUCAGCGUCAUCACGCAACACCAAGAGUGAAGGCUCAGGCCCAAGACCACGGGAGAAGAAGCAUGCCUGCUGGAUGUGCGAGAAGUCCUUUGAUAGGCCCUCCACGUUGAGAAAGCAUUUACUCGUGCACACAGGAGAAAAAGCAUUCGUGUGUGACACCUGUGGCCGUCGUUUUGGCGUUGCGUCUAAUCUUAACCGUCACGUUAAGCGGUGCAUUCUUAAGCCUGUAAACACUGCGAAUCGCACGAGCCAGAUGACAUCUAGUGACUCUGCUGGGACGUCACAGGAAGUCGCAUCCGUCCUGCCGCCGUCCGCUGCCUCGAGUGCUGCCGCAUCAUCAGAUUCUGAUCCACGACCAAACAAGCGUACUCGUGAUGAACCGGCUACGUCACCAUCAGAACAGCCCAAGGCGUCCGCGAAGAGGCGACGUCGUGCUCCGUCCCCGUCGCAAUGGAUACCGACUUCCCUUCUUCCAUUCAAUCUUUUCCCCGUAGAGUCUACAAAGGCGACUACCGUCCCCCUCCCACCUGUUACGGCAGUCAAAGAUGAUGUAUCCAACGAGUGGGUCGAGGAGCGCAACUCAUGGGAUGAGACUGUUGGCCUCACACCAUACCACCCAUGUGGGUGGAAAGGUACCCUCCCGGGCCCAGCCGUAGGGUUCGGCGGCAAAGAUGUAGGGAACGUCGGCCUCGUGAAUGGAGGAACGUACGUUAUGGGAAGACUCGUCAUGGUCUAAUCAUGUUGCCAUCUGCCGUGUUCUUCUCUGGAUUCUUGACUUUCUCGCUCAUGCUGGGAGGUUUCUUGACGUUCUUGCAGGCUUAUUUGGACUUCCUUGGUUUUGGUUCCGCCCCAGCAUUUAUUCCCGAUACACCACCUAGUACCCGCCAACUUUACAUCUGGCCUCAUCACUAUUUGCUUGUUUUUUUUUUGGCCCGUUAGGGGUUUUUGAAAUGCUGGUCAUCUGCAUGCAUCUAAAUUACGAUUGUUCCGAGUACGUACUGUAACGUUAGCUUGUUAUGAGAUUUGUGCCUGUAUCAAGUAUUAUCCUGACGAUAAUCCAUCCUGUUGUUGCUAUU